Messenger RNA from Xenopus tropicalis (tropical clawed frog), 1507 nucleotides. It is a transcript of the gene mmaa, whose product is annotated as metabolism of cobalamin associated A. Bases 152 to 1381 code for a protein of 409 amino acids. Lineage: Eukaryota; Metazoa; Chordata; Amphibia; Anura; Pipidae. The transcript has 7 exons. Gene Ontology annotation, molecular function: GTPase activity; GTP binding. The record is from RefSeq and is a predicted model, not a curated record.
CAGCAGUCACAUGGCAUAAUGACGUCACCGCUGCGUCGCGGAGCCAGCUUCUAUAAGAGGCUACCCGGAAGUGUCAGUUCGCCGACUUGUCCCUCAGUAAGGUUUUAUCAGCAUAUUUUAUGACCCUCUGAUAGGUAGCAACGGCUCCAGAAUGCAAGGGAUUACUCUUUGCUCCAUUAAGACCUCUGCAUAUCCUGUUUGUCGGUAUUUUAACAGAACUGUUGUGUCGUUGGUAAAACCUGCACAGAGUCUUGGUGCUGUGUCAGAAAGCUGCAUAUGGAAGACAAACUCUUUCCUUAAGUUAUUCAGGAAGAGACUAUGUAUUUCAGCUGUGGCACAUCAAGAUGCAGACAAUCUAACAGAGAAAGAGAAAAGACUUUUGAGCAACUUAUACACUGGUUUAAUCAGUGGUCAGCGAGCUUGCUUGGCAGAAGCCAUUACUCUAGUAGAAUCCACCCACAUUCGGAAGAGGGAGAUGGCUCAGGUGCUGCUUCAGAGGGUUCUGUCCCACCACCGAGAACAGGAAACAUUAAACAGUGGAGAACCUCUUGCAUUUAGAGUUGGAUUAUCUGGGCCCCCUGGUGCUGGAAAGUCCACUUUCAUUGAAUUUUUUGGGAAAACGCUAACAGACGAGGGUCAUAAAGUCGCAGUAUUAGCUGUUGAUCCAUCAUCCAGUACUAGUGGAGGUUCUCUCCUUGGUGAUAAAACCCGAAUGACAGAGCUGUCCAGAGACAUGAAUGCAUACAUUAGGCCAUCUCCUACCAGAGGAACAUUAGGAGGCGUCACCAGGACCACAAAUGAAGCUAUUGUGCUCUGUGAAGGCAGUGGCUACAAUAUUAUUCUUGUAGAGACCGUAGGCGUGGGACAGUCGGAAUUUGCUGUGGCUGACAUGGUUGAUAUGUUUGUUUUGCUAUUGCCACCAGCUGGAGGAGAUGAGCUGCAGGGCAUCAAACGCGGUAUUGUUGAAAUGGCAGACUUGGUGGCUAUAACAAAAGCUGAUGGAGAUCUUCUUAUCCCAGCUCGGAAAAUUCAGACUGAAUAUGUGAGCGCCUUGAAGUUAUUACGAAAACGUUCCAGGACAUGGAAUCCUCAGGUUAUGCGCAUCUCUGCUAAAACUGGAGAGGGUAUCCAAGACCUCUGGAAAAAGAUGCUGGAAUUUCAAAACAGCAUGCUCACGAGCGGAGAGCUGAUUACCAAGCGUAGGAGCCAGCAACGGGUGUGGAUGUGGAAUCUGAUACAAGAAAAUGUGCUUCUGCAUUUCAGGAACCAUCCAGCAGUUAAACAUCAGAUCCCUAUAUUAGAAGAAAGAGUACGUACUGGAACUUUGUCACCAGGACUUGCUGCGGACAUGCUGCUCAAUGCUUUUUCAAAAAGCAGCUAACGUUUGCUCCAUGUGUAUAGUAAUUUGUAUAUGGAAAAAAAAAAAGAUUUCUGUAUUUACCUCCAUGGCCAGUAAUGGAACAAUCUGGUUUUUAAUAAAAUAUUUAAAAAAUCCAGAAUUAUCUGA